AUGCUAAAAUGUUGGAAUUGCGGAGGGGCUGCGGCCUUGAAACGAUCCGAAGACAGUAAUGCAGUGUGCAGAAAGUGCUUCAUUGAACUUUUUGAGCUGAAGGUUCAUGAAACAAUCUCAAAAAAUGAGAUAUUCAAACGUGGUGAACGUAUAGCAAUUGGUGCAUCUGGUGGUAAAGAUUCAACUGUUUUAGCCUAUUUGCUGAAUACCUUGAAUAAGCGAUAUGAUUAUGGAGUGGAACUGAUCCUUCUUUCUAUUGACGAAGGCAUCAAAGGAUAUCGUGACGAUUCAUUGAGAGCAGUUGAAAGGAAUCGUACGGAGUAUGGACUUGAGCUGACGAUUCUGUCAUACAAAGACCUGUACGGAUGGACAAUGGAUGAGAUUGUUGCGAAAAUCGGCAAAAAGAAUAACUGCACAUUUUGCGGAGUUUUCAGACGUCAAGCACUGGACAGAGGAGCUCAGAUGCUGAAAGCGAAUAAACUUGUGACUGGACACAAUGCGGACGAUCUGGCCGAAACAGUGCUAAUGAAUAUACUAAGGGGUGAUAUUGCUAGAUUACAACGAUGUACCAGUAUUAUUACUGGUGCAGAUGGAUGUUUACCUCGCGUUAAACCCUUCAAGUAUACGUUCGAGAAGGACAUUGUGAUGUAUGCACAUUUCAUGAAACUUGACUACUUCUCAACCGAAUGCAUUUAUGCACCAAACGCAUAUCGAGGAUAUGCGAGAACAUUCAUUAAAGAGUUGGAAAGAAUAAGGCCUCGAGCUAUUUUAGAUCUGAUUCGUUCAGGUGAAGAUUUGGCGAUUCGUGGAGAGGUUGCCUUACCCGAGCUAACCAAUUGCGAGAGGUGUAAAUAUAUUUCAUCUCAAAGACUAUGCAAAGCGUGCCUUUUGUUGGAAGGAUUGAAUACAAAUGAUUUAACAAUGGGAGUGAAAAAAGUACGUCGUUUCUAA
Messenger RNA from Anisakis simplex (herring worm), 951 nucleotides. Lineage: Eukaryota; Metazoa; Nematoda; Chromadorea; Rhabditida; Anisakidae. The record is from the annotation of a GenBank genome assembly.